Anisakis simplex (herring worm) is the source of this 1917-nucleotide messenger RNA. Lineage: Eukaryota; Metazoa; Nematoda; Chromadorea; Rhabditida; Anisakidae. The record is from the annotation of a GenBank genome assembly.
AUGGGCGAGCCGCCGUCCACCUCGGCGAAUCAGAAUCUGAAUAUAAGCAAUGGGCUGGUGGCAACGAACCCGGCGGUUGUCGCCAUAAACUCAUCCAAUCGCCGAACCAGUCAUAAUAUCGGUAAAACGCGUGACACGAUGAUGGCUCAAACUGGUGGUAAUGCACCAAACGGUUCAGCAACUACUGAUGAACCCCUCCCAGAAGGUUGGGAAUUGCGAUAUGAUGCGUAUGGUAGAAAAUACUAUGUUGACCAUACAACGAAGAGUACUACUUGGGAAAAACCGAGUACCACUCCUCUCCCAUCUGGUUGGGAGAUGCGUCGUGACUCGCGUGGACGUGUUUAUUAUGUAGACCAUAAUACACGUACAACCACAUGGCAACGUCCCACUGCGGACAUGUUAGAAGCACACGAACAAUGGCAAUCAAAUAGGGAUCAAGCUAUGCAUCAGUGGGAGCAGCGUUAUCUUCUGCAGUCAAAUGCGUUGAUUUCGAAUGACGAUCCACUUGGACCAUUACCGAAUGGAUGGGAAAAACGUGAAGACCCACAUACUGGUCGUCUUUAUUAUGUGAAUCAUGUCAAUAGAACCACACAAUGGGAAGAUCCUCGCACACAAGGCGUACCAGAUGAACCGUUACCGGAAGGUUGGGAAAUGCGUUUCACUGAGCAAGGAGUGCCUUUCUUCAUUGAUCACAACACAAAAUCCACUACUUAUAACGAUCCUCGCACAGGGAAACCCGUAGGGCCGAUGGGUGUGCAUGGCAUGUCGAUGAGUUUCGAAAGAACUUUUCGUUGGAAGAUCGCUCAGUUCCGAUAUCUUUGUUUGUCGAAUAGCGUUCCGAAUCAUGUGAAGAUCACCGUAUCGCGCAAUAAUCUCUUCGAGGACUCCUUCCAAGAAAUUAUGCGCAAGAAUGCGGUUGAUCUACGACGAAGACUUUAUAUUCAGUUUCGUGGUGAGGAAGGGCUUGAUUAUGGUGGAGUUGCGCGAGAAUGGUUUUUCCAUUUAUCUCAUGAGGUGCUCAAUCCAAUGUACUGCCUCUUUAUGUAUGCUGGCACAAACAAUUAUAGUUUGCAAAUAAAUCCUGCGUCAUUCAUUAAUCCAGAUCAUUUGAAAUAUUUCGAAUAUAUCGGACGAUUCAUUGCAAUGGCUUUAUUUCAUGGCAAAUUUAUCUAUAGCGGGUUCACAAUGCCUUUCUACAAGAAAAUGCUCAACAAAAAGCUGACGCUUAAGGAUCUGGAGAGCGUUGAUGCUGAAUUUUAUAACAGUGUUAUGUGGAUUAAAGAGAACAAUGUGGAUGAAUGUGAUAUGGAGUUAUAUUUUGUUGCCGAUUAUGAGUUACUCGGUGAAAUACGUACACAUGAGUUGAAGGAAGGUGGAGCUGAGCUGGCUGUGUGCGAAGCAAACAAGGAAGAAUAUAUGGAACUGCUGGUUGAAUGGCGUUUCAACAGAGGCAUCGAGCAACAGACACGUGCCUUCUUCAACGGUUUCAACUCAGUGUUCCCACUGGAAUGGUUGCAGUAUUUUGACGAACGUGAACUGGAAUUGUUAUUGUGCGGUAUGCAAGACGUGGAUGUUGAUGAUUGGCAGAGAAAUACUGUUUAUAGACAUUAUGCACCUCAGAGCAAACAGGUAGGAUGGUUCUGGCAGUUUGUACGUUCUUUGGACCAGGAGAAGCGAGCUCGGUUAUUGCAGUUCGUUACUGGAACAUGUCGAGUACCAGUUGGUGGUUUCGCAGAGCUAAUUGGUUCAACAGGACCGCAACUGUUCUGUAUUGAACGAGUCGGUAAAGAGAAUUGGUUACCAAGAUCACACACAUGCUUCAAUCGGCUUGAUCUACCCCCUUAUCGCUCUUACGAGCAACUUGCUGAGAAGUUGACUCGUGCCAUUGAUGAAACUGAAGGAUUUGGCAACGAGUAG